UCCAGGUUCUGAGUCGCAAUGACUCACCCAGCUGCGGUACCGCAGCUGGUCGCAAGGGAGGGACCAGGGACACCGUAGCGGAGCGCAGCACAGCCUCCGCAGCCACCGCUUGGCGACAGCGUCAAACUGUGGGUCCUGCAAUUUCCCCGGAUCCGCGAUGACUCUGUCAACCCUACUUCGGUGCCUGCCGAUUACGAAAGCGUCAUCGCAGCACAGAGACGCUCUCCGCUUUGUCUCUUGGAUCUACAUAUAAAGAGGGACUGUCUACAGCAUGUUCCAACACCAACACAAGCCCAACUACACUUCUAGCAGCCUCUUUAUCACCCUUCGUCGCUCGCCAUACCAACCACCGCUUCCCAAACCAAUACUACCAGUACUCCGCUAGCCAUGCCUUACGCUCCAUCCUUUGCGUCUUCCACCCCUACACUCGUCGGUGCAUCCCAGCCCAAAUCCAAAGGCACCCCCGAGCGCGACUACGAGGCCGCCCUUGGUCAGCUCUCUGCGUCUUACGGCUACGGCUGCCAUUUUCCUGCUCCCCAGCAAAGCACCACGACCGCAUCAUCGUCGUCAUCGUCGUCUUCCUUCUGGAAAUUCUGGAAGAAGUCCACGUCAUCCUCCAAGCCAACCAAGUCAACCACCCCCACCUCCGUUGAGAAACGCACACACUACCCCCAGCCCCAGUACAAAGACUGCUCGGCCGCACUCGGCGACUUGAUGAGCACGUACGGCGCUCCCGGAGGCUCUGCAGGUCCUGUGUCAAAGCACCCCAAGUAAUCUCAUAUAUCGGUUUUGAUAAACCCAUCAGUCCCGUACCCGGUACACCACCUCUGCCGCCCUCACUUUGAUCUUCAAGGUCAGUAGCUGCGCAGCCUCUGAUUAGGCCGCUUCCCCUCGUCCUCCCGUGCAAGAACGACGUCGACCAUGGUGGAGCUAAAGGAAACACAUUCGCCGGCGGGUACCUGCGCAACAGAGUCGCAGGGCUUGCCGGCACCGCAGAGAUGGGAGGAAGGGCUUGGAUGUGCUGUUCUCGCAAAGACUCCUCCGUUUCUUCUACCUAUACUCAAACACUGAAUUCAU
Molecule: messenger RNA, 1077 nt
Organism: Coniophora puteana RWD-64-598 SS2
Lineage: Eukaryota; Fungi; Basidiomycota; Agaricomycetes; Boletales; Coniophoraceae
Exons: 2
Coding region: 388-774 (128 amino acids)
Source: RefSeq, a predicted model, not a curated record